AUUUCUUCUUUUCAUUCACUCUAAUUGACUCCCCUUUUUGUCUUGUAUUUUCACUCAAGUUCAAUAAUUAAGGGUUUAAAAGAUAUAUCAGUAAUAAAUCAAAACAUUUUCACCCAAUUGUUGGAUCUUUCAUGCUAAAGGGAGUAUAUAGCUCGCUUCUCAAUACACCUUAGAGAAAAUUGUGGGUUCACCUUUACUAUUGUUGAUACAAAAAUUAUGGCCAGGAUUAUUAGUUGUAUUUGGAUCAUUUGCCCUGGAUAUUACCAAGCACUUGUCCUCUUUUACUUUUCCCCGAUUUUCAGAUUCCAGAAGAGCCAAAUGGUUGACAAAAAAAAUGGUUCACACAUUCAAAGUAAAAUACACUUGGGGGUCAUCUGGAAAAGUUAUAACAAAAUUUGAAGAGCCAGUUGACCAGCUUUGAAUCACAUGGGCUCUGGAAUUACAUAGCCAGUUUACAUUUUUAUUUAGUUAGUUAUAUUUUAGUAUCAAACCCAUUUCAGCGCAAAUCAGCCAGAAGCAAAAGGCCUGAAAAUGCAAGAAUGUUUUCUGUCAGUCUGACUUGUUUUGGCUGAGUUGUAUAUUAUUGGUUUUUGUUAUGAAAUUUAAUGUACACAAAAGAUAAUGAAGAAGAACAUGUGUGCACAAUCUCCAAGUAUGGUGAGAAUUAAAUGGUGUUAUUAUGUUGCCUUAAAAGAAAAUGUUAUUACUGUUUCCAUUAAUACUUUCUGGCAGAAACUUCAUUCUUUUUCACCUGUAAAUCCCCUUUUAGGAACAUUUUAAGUAGAUUAGUAAUGUCCUGGAGCAGGUUCACUCCUUGUUUCACAACAUUGUCUUCACCUUCAUUCUCCUAUAUAGCUCUCAAUUUCUCUUCUUGGAUUACACAGCUGAUUACUGUCACAGCUUUGUAGUAGUAGGAAUGGCUAACUAUGCCCCAUUAUAUCCUCUCCUAUCAAUCUUGAUUUUAUCCUUUUAUCAUGAAAAAAUUUCAGUUCUGGCAGUAGUGCAGAGGACUUGGUGCGUGGCAAAGCCUGCAGCAACUAAUCGAGUGCUGCAGGGCGAUAGAGAUUAUAGCUGUAGCCAUGCAGAUUGCGGCCCUAUACAGCAAGAUGGUUCAUGCUUCUACCCAAAUACACUAAUGCACCAUGCUUCAUAUGCCAUGAAUGCUUACUAUCAUUCAUCCGGCAGGCACAAAUUUGAUUGCGAUUUCAAAGGUUCCGGCCUCAUUGCUCUUACUCAUCCAGGUUCUAGCAGCUGCAGUUACCCUGGGUCUGAUGCAGAUGUGGACAUAUCGAGAACUUGGUGUGUGGCGAAACCUACAGCAUCGGAUGAUAUAUUGAAAUCCAACAUCGAAUUUGCUUGCGGACAGACUAACUGUGGCCCCAUUGAAGAAGGCGGUCUGUGCUUCAAACCGAAUACCCUUGCGCACCAUGCCUCGUAUGCCAUGAAUAAUUACUACCAACUUUCUGGGAAAGUUGCUGGAAGUUGUGGCUUCCAAAAUUCUGCCAUGAUUGUCACCAGCAAUCCAGGCUAUGGUUCCGGUUGCUAUUAUGCUUCUGCACCACCACAAAUAUAAUCGCUUACUGGAGAAGCCAUAGAUGGAUUGAAGUGUUUGAAGAUAAUAACUUUAAUGUUGGGAUCUACCUCAUAAUCAAGAUAUUGUUUAUGAAUUUCCAUUGUUGGUGAUUUUGGACUCUAAUUUCCUCUUGAGAGUAAUAUGGUUAGCAUCAUAUAUAAAACGAAUUGUUAGAAGACAGAGAACGAAUAUAAUUGAAUAAACUGUGGAAUUGUU
Messenger RNA from Mangifera indica (mango), 1789 nucleotides. Its product is annotated as glucan endo-1,3-beta-glucosidase 12-like. The transcript has 7 exons. NCBI's taxonomy places the organism in Eukaryota, Viridiplantae, Streptophyta, Magnoliopsida, Sapindales, Anacardiaceae. The record is from RefSeq and is a predicted model, not a curated record. The coding region runs from base 917 to 1573 and encodes 218 amino acids.